Molecule: messenger RNA, 3530 nt
Organism: Dunckerocampus dactyliophorus (ringed pipefish)
Lineage: Eukaryota; Metazoa; Chordata; Actinopteri; Syngnathiformes; Syngnathidae
Gene: grap2a
Product: GRB2 related adaptor protein 2a
Exons: 8
Coding region: 559-1419 (286 amino acids)
Molecular function (GO): protein binding
Source: RefSeq, a predicted model, not a curated record
AAGAAGCAGUGUGUGCGUGCGAGCGUUAUUGAAGUGCGUGAACUUGUUGCACAGCUCUUGCUUGGUACCAAACUUGAGUGUUUUUUAUUUGAUGUUUGAACUGUGUUGGGAUCCUAACCAAGUUAAGAUAUUUUUGGAGAAACCAAGUUUGAGUGAGCUUCGGCAGCUUUCUCACUGAACAUUCAAAACUACAAACUAUUCAAACUACCGUACUGCUGCUCCAACACGGAUGGCGCAUGAUGGAAUUUUCCAUCAAUUGGUGCUUCACCAGUAGGGGGCGCUCUUCCUCCUCAUGCCACACAUUUCAACAUAGAUAUUUCAUCUAACUGCUGCCGUCUAUUCUGACUCCAUGUGGCGGCAAAUGAUAAUGAAAGUCGACGUUUGAUCACCGUGUGUCCUCAACACCAGAACCUUUCGGGCUGGCCCACUGAAGAUGGGAGUUGUUUUAUUUGCAUGAAGUACCUGCAAAUUACCUUUAGUGCCAUCAGGUAGAGAAGAGCGAUGUACUAACACGUGUCCAUAUGUAGUGAAGCGCCCAAAGAGCAUUGUGUCACCAACAUGGAGGCCACAGGAAAGUACGACUUCACGGCGUCCAUGUCGGGCGAGCUGAGCUUCAAGAAGGACGAUGUCGUGAAGAUCUUAAGCACACACGGCGACUGGUUGAAGGCCGAGAUGGACGCACACGAAGGCUUCGUGCCAAAAAACUACAUCGACAUCCAGACCCCCAGUUGGUUCCAGGAGAACGCCACUCGCAGUUCAGCAGAACAACUCCUGAGCACCAAAGACGUUGGCCACUUUGUAAUUCGAGGAUGCCAAAGUUCACCUGGAAACUUCUCCAUCUCUGUCAAACACGAGAGCGACGUGCAGCACUUUAAAGUGAUCCGGGACCACCGAGGCCACUACUUCCUGUGGUCCGAGAAGUUCACCUCGCUCAACAAGCUGGUGGACUUCUACAAGACCAUGUCCAUCUCCAAGACCACCCAGAUCUACCUCAUCGACACGUGGAGCCCCCCCACCGCACGCUCGAUGAAGAGAGGAAGUUUACCUGAGCAGCCAAGCUCAGCCCCGAUGAUGGCCACCACCCCACGCAGAUCCUUGGAUCAGCCUCACAACCAUGUGGCCCAGAUGCUGGUUCUGGAAGAGCGGGCUCAUUGUGUGUUCCAGACAGGAAGAAGCAGUCCCGUCAGUGCUGAGAGGACACAUCCAGCCCAGGUGAAGGCCAUGUACGACUUCACCGCCGAGGAAGACGACGAGUUGGGUUUCUGCGCUGGUGACAUCAUCGAGGUGCUGGACAACUCUGACUCGUCGUGGUGGAGAGGACAGCUGAGGGACAAGAGCGGCUUGUUUCCUGCCAACUACACCAAACAGCUCGGCACAGGCCACGCCCCCAAAGCAAUGCUGUCACUGACUUCACAAUAAGUGCUGUGCUUUGCCAUCUCGUGUCCUUUUCAUGUCCUUUUCACGUAAUUUUCUUGUCCUUUUCACGUAGUAGUUGUCCGAGCAGAUCAAUCCAAGUGAUGAGCCAACAACAAGUGUUUUUAUACUAAUCUUGAAAUGUACUUUUUCAGUGUUUGGAGAUGUUUACUACAAUAAAAGGGAAAGUUUUAUUAGCUUCCUUUAUGUAGCAAGUUCAUUCUAAGACAGCAUGCUAGCAGGCUGGUGUUCCAACACAUGCAAAUGAAAUGGGAGCUUUUAUUUUGAAGAAGGCGUGAGGCUGUCCCACUUCUUGCAAGGGGGAAGCGGUUUGACUGUGGCUCCUCCUCCUUGCCUGCACUGCUUGUGCACGUGUGUGUGCACGCCCCACAUCUGCACUGCGUGCGCAAGACACCUUCCUCUUCAUCACUUCAUCUUGUCUUACAGUCGUGUUACAGUCAUGUCUUACAUAGUCAUAUUGUUUUACAGUCAUGUUGUCUUACAUUGUCAUGUUGUGUUACAUACAGCCAUGUCUUAGUCAUGUUGUCUUACAGUAAUGUCUUUCAUAAAGUCAUGUUGUCUUACAUACAGCCAUGCUGUCUUAUACACAGUCAUGUCUUACAGUCAUGUUGUCUUACAUAUAGUCAUGUCUUACAUACAGUCAUGCUGUCUUAUAUACAGUCAUGUCUUACAGUCAAGUCUUACAUCCAGUCGUGUUGUGUUACAUAGUGUCGGGUUGUCUUACAUACAGUCCUAUUGUCUUAUAUACGGCCAUGCCGUGUUAGUCAUGUUGUUAUAGUCAUGUUGUCUUAUAUACAGUCGUGUUACAUACAGGCAUGUUGUCUUCCAGUCAUGUUGUCUUACAUACAGUCAUGUUGUCUUCCAUAGCCAUGUUGUCUUAUAUACAGUCGUGUUACAUACAGUCAUGUUGUCUUAUAUAUAGUCAUGUUGUCUAACAGUAAAGUCUUACAUACGGUCAUGUUGUCUUACAUACAGUCAUGUUGUCUUAUAUACAGUCAUGUCUUACAUCCAGUCAUGUUGUCUUACAUAGAGUCAUGUUGUGUUACAUAGAGUCAGGUUGUCUUACAUACAGUCCUAAUGUCUUAUAUACAGUCAUGCUGUGUUACAGUCAUGUUGUCUUACAUACAGUUGUGUUACAUACAGUCAUGUUGUCUUAUAUAUAGUCAUGUUGUCUAACAGUAAAGUCUUACAUACGGUCAUGUUGUCUUACAUACAGUCAUGUUGUCUUAUAUACAGUCAUGUCUUACAUCCAGUCAUGUUGUCUUACAUAGAGUCAUGUUGUGUUACAUAGAGUCGGGUUGUCUUACAUACAGUCCUAUUGUCUUAUAUAGAGUCAUGCUGUGUUACAGUCAUGUUGUCUUACAUACAGUCGUGUUACAUACAGUCAUGUUGUCUUAUAUAAAGUCAUGUUGUCUAACAGUAAUAUCUUACAUACGGUCAUGUUGUCUUACAUACAGUCAUGUUGUCUUAUAUACAGUCAUGUCUUACAUCCAGUCAUGUUGUCUUACAUAGAGUCAUGUUGUGUUACAUAGAGUCGGGUUGUCUUACAUUUAGUCCUAUUGUCUUAUAUACAGUCAUGCUGUGUUACAGUCAUGUUGUCUUACAUACAGUCGUGUUACAUACAGUCAUGUUGUCUUAUAUAUAGUCAUGUUGUCUAACAGUAAUGUCUUACAUAUGGUCAUGUUGUCUUACAUACAGUCAUGUUGUCUUAUAUACAGUCAUGUCUUACAUCCAGUCAUGUUGUCUUACAUAGAGUCAUGUUGUGUUACAUAGAGUCGGGUUGUCUUACAUAUAGUCCUAUUGUCUUAUAUACAGUCAUGCUGUGUUACAGUCAUGUUGUCUUACAUACAGUCGUGUUACAUACAGUCAUGUUGUCUUAUAUAUAGUCAUGUUGUCUAACAGUAAUGUCUUACAUAUGGUCAUGUUGUCUUACAUACAGUCAUGUUGUCUUAUAUACAGUCAUGUCUUACAUCCAGUCAUGUUGUCUUACAUAGAGUCAUGUUGUGUUACAUAGAGUCGGGUUGUCUUACAUAUAGUCCUAUUGUCUUAUAUACAGUCAUGCUGUGUUACAGUCAUGUUGUCUUACAUACAGUCGU